UACAGUUGUAUGUUUUCAAUUUUGAAGUUGAAGCAUAGUUUGGAUGCCAAUGGACUGCUUUCACCCUCGUUAUCCCAUCUUUGUAUUCCUCACCCUGCUGAUCAUAGUGCAGGCUUGGAAAGUAUCCACACAUGCAGUCGAGGAUGAUGUGAAGUAUGUAGAGCCUCAGAUUGAUGUGGGUGAAAACAGUUAUAGAGGAGUGAAGGCUCAGAUCGACUGUGAUAAGGAGUGCAAGAGGAGAUGCUCCAAGGCUUCAUUGCAUGAUAGGUGUCUCAAGUACUGUGGAAUAUGCUGUGAGAAAUGAAACUGUGUUCCACCGGGUACAUCUGGCAACGAAGAUGUGUGCCCUUGCUAUGCCAAUUUGAAAAACUCUAAGGGUGGACACAAAUGCCCUUAGCACAUACUCAUACGCAUAUAAUAAUCCCCAUUGCUUCCUCAGAAUAAUGGAUUAUGUGUUAUGUUACAAAGAAAUGCUAUAAUCCCCAUUCUUUCCUUGAGAAUGGAUUAUAUACUAUUGAAUUUAUCUUUAAUCUUUGCAUUCAUAUUUUAAUGUAAAAGUAGUUGUAUUUUCGUU
Cryptomeria japonica (Japanese cedar) is the source of this 574-nucleotide messenger RNA. RefSeq names its product gibberellin-regulated protein 3. Bases 44 to 304 code for a protein of 86 amino acids. The transcript has 4 exons. The record is from RefSeq and is a predicted model, not a curated record. Lineage: Eukaryota; Viridiplantae; Streptophyta; Pinopsida; Cupressales; Cupressaceae.